Ornithorhynchus anatinus (platypus) is the source of this 2676-nucleotide messenger RNA. It is a transcript of the gene CSNK2A2, whose product is annotated as casein kinase 2 alpha 2. The transcript is spliced from 12 exons. Gene Ontology annotation, cellular component: cytosol; protein kinase CK2 complex; nucleus. Gene Ontology annotation, biological process: regulation of chromosome separation; protein phosphorylation. Bases 1 to 1053 code for a protein of 350 amino acids. NCBI's taxonomy places the organism in Eukaryota, Metazoa, Chordata, Mammalia, Monotremata, Ornithorhynchidae. Gene Ontology annotation, molecular function: ATP binding; protein serine/threonine kinase activity. The record is from RefSeq and is a predicted model, not a curated record.
AUGCCCGGCCCGGCCGCCGGCAGCAGGGCCCGGGUCUACGCCGAGGUCAACAGCCUGAGGAGCCGCGACUACUGGGACUAUGAGGCGCACGUUCCCAGCUGGGGUAAUCAGGACGAUUAUCAACUAGUUCGGAAACUGGGCCGGGGAAAGUACAGCGAAGUCUUUGAGGCGAUCAACAUCACCAAUAACGAGAGGGUGGUUGUGAAGAUUCUCAAGCCAGUGAAGAAAAAGAAGAUAAAACGGGAGGUAAAGAUUCUGGAGAACCUACGCGGUGGAACCAACAUCAUUAAGCUGAUUGACACAGUGAAGGAUCCUGUGUCAAAGACCCCCGCUUUGGUGUUUGAAUACAUCAACAAUACAGAUUUUAAGCAACUCUACCAGAUCCUGACAGACUUCGAUAUCCGGUUUUAUAUGUAUGAACUGCUAAAGGCCCUGGAUUACUGUCACAGCAUGGGGAUCAUGCACAGAGACGUCAAACCCCACAACGUCAUGAUAGAUCACCAACAGAAAAAGUUGCGACUCAUAGACUGGGGACUGGCAGAGUUCUAUCAUCCUGCUCAGGAAUACAAUGUCCGUGUGGCCUCUAGAUACUUCAAAGGACCAGAGCUCCUCGUGGACUAUCAGAUGUAUGAUUACAGCUUGGACAUGUGGAGUUUAGGCUGUAUGUUAGCCAGCAUGAUCUUCCGGAAGGAACCCUUCUUUCACGGUCAAGACAACUACGACCAGCUUGUCCGCAUUGCCAAGGUCCUGGGCACAGAUGAGCUAUAUGGGUAUCUGAAGAAGUAUCACAUAGACCUGGACCCACACUUCAAUGAUAUCCUGGGACAACAUUCACGGAAGCGCUGGGAAAAUUUUAUCCACAGUGAAAAUAGACACCUCGUCAGCCCCGAGGCCCUGGACCUUCUGGACAAACUUCUGCGUUACGACCAUCAACAGAGGCUGACUGCCAAAGAGGCUAUGGAACACCCAUAUUUCUAUCCAGUGGUGAAGGAGCAGUCCCAGCCCAGCUCAGACAAUGCUGUGCUCUCCAGUGGUCUGACAGCAGCUCGAUGAAGACUGGAAAACGACGGGUUCUACUCUCUCUUCAAAAUGGAUCGUUCCUAGUCCAGCUGGAUUUCUUCCAACGGACACUCUAGCACAUACGUACUCUGGGCUCAAAGCAAACGGUUGGCGGGAGUCUGAGAAGGAAAGCAAUCAAACUUCUCAACCUACACUCGGGUUAAGUGUGAAGGGGUUAGAGAGGAUAAACUAGAAAAGAUUUGGGGGCUUGAGGGAAAGGGCGAGGGAGGUUAAGGGAGGGGGAAAAUGAGAAUAGGGUAGUGUGUAGUGCAGCUAAGGAGAGACGAGGCAAGCAGAAUCAAUACACAAAUGAGGAAUUGUAAAAGCCAAGAGGUAGAGGAAUUCUUUGACGGAUGCCAGAGAGAGUUGUUCUGGAAGGGCCUUGAGAGGGGGAAGAUGGUAUUAGGUUCUAGCAGGAGAAACUUCCUGAAAGGGAGAUCAUAAGGGAUAGGGACAUUGUCCUUUUUAGAUUCCCCCAACCAAAAUUGGAAAACGCAAUAGAAAAAGUGGAAUACGGGGACUGACUUGAACUAGCCCCAGAGGACUAGUUGAGAGAAGUCUUCCAAACUUAAAACCGUGCAUACUCAGGGAAGCAUUUUAUGUUUUCUAAUAUGCUCCAUGAAUCGGGACGGGCUAGCUUGGAUGCUGGAAUCUGUCUCCAGGGACAACAGUAGAAUACUUGGGUAAAGUCUAGGGCCUCUUAGGACACUUCCAAAGAGGCAUCGAGAUGAUGGGGUGCCAGGUCUGCCACAUCCGUUGUAGAAGCAGAGGUCUUACGAUGCUGCCAUAAAAGAAGUCCCCGCUACAGAAAGGAACGGCAGGUAGCUCACUGGGUUGGAGUUAUUUGAACGCGCCCCUUGUUGCUAAAGUCCAUCGAGGAGAACGGCAACCGAGAUGCAGAGCGAAACCGCAGGAUACUGCCCGUUGCCUCGGAACGUGAUCUCGGGGUGGAACCGAAGUCCACCUUAAAAGGCUGAGAUCCGGUAGAAAGACUUCGAUGAGAAGCUAGGAGUCGAGGGAGCGAAUGGGAAACCGUGUGUCUUAAGUCUCCAGAGAUGAGGAUAGAAUAAACCUUUUUAAGCUCUGUGGAUUGGUUUCGGGAAACAAAAGCUCAACCCCUUUGAAGUGGGAACCGGAAGAAGUGGCAACCUGUUGUGGAACGGCACACACAUUGCCUGACUUUGAUGGGAGACUCAAUAAAGAGUGCUUCAAGCAUAAUUCUUGACCCUGAACUGUAUUUAUUAGGAUUGUAAAGAGAACCUUUUUUUUCUACCGGACCAACGAAGUAACAGCUUUCUCCUGCUGACCGUUCCGGCCGAAGGCGGAAUAUUAGGGAUUGGGACUGAAACCCAGAGCCUGGCAGGAAAGCCCGGAUGAUACCUUCGUAAGGAAUCACGGAGCCUUCCACCUCCUACCCGUUGGCCGGAAAGCAACACCGUCUGGAGCGUGAGCCUUAACAAAUGACUACUUGAGACGCAGUGGGCCACCUGUCUUUGUAUCACUGGAUGACUCGAUGACUGAUGUAUGAUGUAUGCUGCUGCCCUCAGAGGAAAGACAAAUGCCAUGUUAAACCUUAUCUGUUUUCAUAAAUAAAAUUUAAAAAAAAAAACAAAACAA